Phycomyces blakesleeanus NRRL 1555(-) is the source of this 2931-nucleotide messenger RNA. RefSeq names its product C2H2-type zinc finger transcription factor. NCBI's taxonomy places the organism in Eukaryota, Fungi, Mucoromycota, Mucoromycetes, Mucorales, Phycomycetaceae. The transcript is spliced from 2 exons. The coding region runs from base 1 to 2931 and encodes 976 amino acids. The record is from RefSeq and is a predicted model, not a curated record.
AUGAACAGAGUAACAAAAAAACUUGCCCCAGGAAGAGUAUCAGUACCUACUCCAAGAAUUCCAGGCCAACUCAACUUCAGUCUUGUUGACAUUGGCAAGUCUUGCUCACUUUGUGAGAAGACCUUUAAAGAUCACUGGAAUCUUAAAAGACAUUUGCAAAGAUGCCAUGACAUAAUGGAAACAGUUGCAGAUGAUAUGAGCAUAGUCCAGGAGACCGAAUAUCAAGAUAUACAGAUGAGCGACAGCCCAAAAAAUCCGCUUACACCAAGUGAAAGUGUGGAAGAGGAAUCAGACGUUGAUAAUGAAUACUACAACAGUAUCUUAAAUUAUGACGAGUGUGAAGAAAGUGAUGAUGGAAGUAGAGUUGGCAAUAGUGAUUUUGAUGUUGAGGAAAACACAGAGCCAAACGCAGGCAUUCCUCUGUUUAAUCACAUCUUGAACAACAUGUCUGCUUUUGCUGAUAACAACGAAUCUUCAAUAGAUGAAGAGGAUGAAUUCCAGAGUGAAGUGUUUAACUCUACCGCCUGGAACAGAUUUACACCAAAUACUCAUCCAUUUAAAGAUAUCCAGACAAUGAUUUUGCUCGCACUUGUCAAUGGUGAUAACGACAUGAUUUCUUGUAGAAUGUUAAAGAAGAUAUUAUUUACCAUCAAUCUUCUUCUAAAGAUCCACGAAGAAGCUAUUAGAAAAGAUAUUUCUUUCAAGUUGCCCCGGUUAGAUGCACUCUGGAAUUAUCAGACACGAAAAGGAUCGAACAUCCCAAUUUUCAAAUCGAAAAGUUUAGAUGUUACUCUUUCUGACAGCACAAAAGUCACCGCAUUCCUUAACUUGCCUUCUGAGCACAUCAAACUCCUUGCUGCCGAUCCUAUAAAGUCAAAAUCAAUCUUUUCUUUACCUGAUCGCAUGCCAAACCAAUCUGUCUGUCUUCAACAAGGAGAAAAAUGGAGAACAAAUACAUACUUCCAACAGCCCAUGUUUACUCACAACAAUGUUGAUUUCUGGUCUGGUGACAUUGUUCUGUUAAAAGAUUGCUUGCCUAACAUUCGCUUUCUGGUGGAAUCUUUCCAUACAAUGGAUACAUCUAAUGUCUUCUCUCAUGGAUAUAUUUUUCGAACUCCAAAAGAUGGUUGUAGCAUUGGCAUCGAAAUCAAUCAUACCGACAUAAAUAUUGAAUCAUUUCUCUCUGUCGACACAACCCCAUUAAACACCUCCUUAUGUUGCAGCAUCUCUCCUGACACAAUUAUCUUGCUCAUUCCAACUCAUCGUAAAUUACUUGAAGAAGAACAUUUUCUGAAGAGGCUUAUAUGUGACAGAACUGACCAAGAAAACAACCAAAGAAAAUAUUACAAGGUAAAGAUUGCACCUGUAAUUCUUUUCUCAGAUGAUACUUCUGGAAACACCUCUAAGCAAUUUCAUCCAUACGAGAGCUGGUUGAUGAAAUGUGCGGCCCUCUCUUUUGAAGAAAGGUGCUCCAUAGAGAAUAUCUUAUUUAUAUCAGCAAUUCCAAAGAAAAAAGGUGCAAACGCUGCCUUGUUGUUACCUGAAAUUGUUGAUGAUUUGAAGAAGCUAGAAAACGGCGUGGUAAUGUUCUCUGCAGAAGAUAAUGCAUAUGUUCUUGUGGUAUCUCUUUUACUUUUGAUUGAGGCAGAUACACCUUGUCACUCAGAGCUUUGCGGUUUAGGUGCGCCCAACUCAACUUACCCUUGUAGAAAGUGCUACAUUAAAUUGCAAAGUCGAAUCCCCAAGUUGAACGAAGUUGAAUACUAUACUAACAGGCAUCCAACAAGAGCCAAGGAUCAUUAUAUCCAGGCCACUUCUACGCCAGACAGAGAUACAGUGAUCCCUGAUAUUUCUUACUUUGACAACAAAAACACAGCAGAAGAGUUAAGUUUUAAAAACAAGUCAACAGACAAACUGCUAGAACUUAAAGCAUAUGACCAGUCAAAAGACACUCCUGCUGAAAUAUUGCACUACAUUCUCCUUGGCAUUGCAAAGUAUCUUAUCACCAAUCUGGUUAAAGUUGUCUUGAACAAAAACAAAAAAGAACUAGAAGAACUGUUUGAUUAUGUUAAAGACUACAAAAAUUCCAGAGGCAUAUCAAGAGUGUUUACAAGGUCUCUCACCCAUGCCGGUUCGUUUCUUGGUAGAGAUUUCAAGGUACUAAUCCAAAUACUUCCGGUAAUCCUGGCCAUAAAGUUUGCAGAUACAGAAGUAUUACAUGAAGUAGACUCUGCCGUUAGAAGUCUAAUUGAAGCCCUACACAAAUACGACACUAACUGUAAACAUAAAAAACAUGCAUUCUAUACGUCCAAGCCAAAAGUCCAUCUGUUGACCCAUCUACCUGAAGAUUUACAAAGAUUUGGGCCUGCUCUUAACUACGAGACCGAAAAGGGAGAGCAGUUCAACAAGCACAUUUGUGAACACUUGUUUCAUACAAACCGUAUGAACACAUCGAAAGAUAUAUGUCUCAAAUUUGGUAAACAAUAUAUGACAAGACAUAUUAUUGAUGGUAGUUCAUGGAUAGGCAAGAAUGGUUUAAGGGAAACCCAUGAAAAAGCUAUUGCAGAAUGUAUGCAACAAAACUCUGAUGGGAAAUUCCAUGAAACUUUGCUCAGUGGGUCCAGAGAAUUUGCAGACAACAACAGUACAGGUUUGACCCCUGGAAGGAUAUUAAAAGACAAUACAUUUGCUCUAUUUAGACAAAGCAAUAGACAUAUCAUCAUUGGAAUGGUGCUUUUUUCUAAAGUAUACCAUUUGUAUAUCAAAUAUCCAUCCGCACAUGCUGUUCACAACAAUUAUCAUCUAGCACUCAAAUAUGCUGAUGAUAUAUACACGCCACUAGAUGAAUUGAAGGUUGUUUGUCUAUUAGACAUGCAUCUGAAAGUUGGCUGUAAAUAUGUUGUUAACCUCAACAAAUUUGGUUCAUACUAG